Molecule: messenger RNA, 7674 nt
Organism: Patella vulgata (common limpet)
Lineage: Eukaryota; Metazoa; Mollusca; Gastropoda; Patellidae
Product: double zinc ribbon and ankyrin repeat-containing protein 1
Exons: 21
Coding region: 134-2446 (770 amino acids)
Molecular function (GO): protein binding
Source: RefSeq, a predicted model, not a curated record
UGCUGCCAUCUCUCAACCAAUGAAAACGCCGUAUGGAAUGUAACUAGGACGCGCUUGAGGUGUAUUUUACAGACAGGUGUCCGGGCACAUCUUAUUUUCGUGGAUACAGGUAAGAUAGUGUGAGACCAGCAACAUGACGGCUGGUUCUAUCAUUGUUCCUACCAUAAUACCCUUACGACCACCUGUACCUGGACGAUCAAAGCUUGCCAUAGACUCAAACACCAGGAUAGAAAUUAGCUCAGAUUCACUACAUACAACUAUAUAUUAUACCAUAAAUGGAAGUAAACCAGAACCAUUUCAGCGUAUAGGAGGACAAAAGACUACGAUCCAAUAUAGAUGUCCCUUUACGUUACCUGCAGGUAGACAUACAGUUAAAGCUGUAGCUGUCUCAGAGGAUGGCAUGAGAGAGAGUAAUGUUGUUACUAAGACAUUUGAUGUGGAUUUUGUUGAACCACCACCCCGUCCACCAGAAGAUGAUGAUCUCGGUUUUCAAUACGAUCUCGAUUUAGAAAGAUCAAAGAAGAAAAAAAAUCGUGUCAAGAUUGAAGUUAAAAGAGCAGCAUCAAAGAUAAUGACGUCACCAAAAUCGGCUUGGACUGACGUUAAUUCACUGAAACACAGUCAACAGAGAAAAUCAGACAUGCGAGUAACAGGUAGCUCACACCGAAGACCUCAAUCAGGAACACGAUUUCUCAAUUCUAGAAUGGGUUAUGGCACCGAUAGGAGUCACAGAACUGAGCCGUUAGAUGGGUUAGAUUUAGCUAGAAGUGAUUCCAGACAUGGUAGAAGACGUGCUCCACCUGAUAAUACAACACAGGCCUUGAGGCUCCAACGAGAAACAGAUUUUCUCAAAUGUAUAUAUUGUUUUGCUGAUCGUCCGUCUGAUCCAUUUUGUCGAUAUUGUACAACAUGUGGAAAUACCUUACCUGAUAUACCUAAACGUCUGACACCAACUGAACCUGGACAGAUGGGAACGUGUGUAUAUUGUAAGUCAACAGUUCCAAUGAAUACAUCUGCAUGCAUUAUUUGUGAAGGACCAAUCAAAGUACAGAAUCAACCUCAGUCCAGUGUACGAUUGGCAGAUAAACUUAUUUGUACGCUAUGUGGAACUGCCAAUCCGUCCAGUCUUGUUGCAUGUGUGACUUGUAAUACAAGACUCCCUACUUCUGCUCAACAGAGUGCUAUAUUAAAUGGAAAGUCAGCUCCACCACCAGUGUCGAGUCCAGAUUCUCAAUAUCUACGAUGUAAUAAAUGUAGCCGUGUGAACAGUGGUGAUGCUAGAUACUGUGAUUGGUGUGGUUGUAAGCCUUCUGCUAGCCCUGGUAUGUUGCAAUGUUCAACAUGUGGUUCCAGUAAUAAUCCUUAUAGUUCAUUCUGUGGUGGAUGUGGUACUACAAUAGAGGCACCAGGUAGAACAGUCUACAAAAUGGAUGGUACAGGCAAAAGUUUGUUUCUGCCAGUAUCCCAAUCUAUGACGCAAGCACCAAGACCAGUUGUUCAUGCUACAACCCAAACAGUUGGUUUGUUCUACCCAUCACGAGGUCCCAAUAAACCAGAGGUUGAUGACCGAGCCUCGUUUGAGAAACAGAUGCGAGAUCGUAAACCUCUAUUAACUCCUGUUAGCCCUGGAAGAGGCUAUUGGAGGAAACAGUUAGAUCACAUUUGUCAACAUCUUAAAAUCUACACCCAGAAUAAUCCUGAAUUUAGAUCUUUGAUUGGUGAACCUAAGAUGGGGAAAUUAAUUUCGUCAACGGUUCAAGAAGAUGGAUAUGAGAUGAGUUUAACAUUGACGUUUCCGUUGAGAGGUGGUUCGGAUAAACAGACGGGCAAGAAGUUAGGUGUUAGUCACCAAGGUUACCUCAGUCAACAUACAGAGCAUGAUGGUAUAGAUAGUUACAGAUCAGAUUCUGAUGAUUAUGAAAGUGAUGAAAAUGUGACGCCCAAAACAAAUAAGAAAAAAGGUUCAAAGAAAAGUAAACCCAAGAAGAAGCUCGGACCAAAAUUAUCAGCUUUAGAUCAACAGUUAGUAAAAGAACUUGGAUCUGAAGGUGAAGGUGCAGCAACAGAAGUUCAACAUUUACUAGAUGAGGGAGCUGAUGUAAAUUGUGUAAAUAAGAAUGGUGUACCAGUAAUAUAUUCAGCUGUAAGAAAUAAACAUUUAGAUUGUAUACCAGUUCUUGUUGAUGGUGGACUAGAUAUAAACAAAAAAGGCCCAUCUGCUCUGAAAGGAAACACUGCCUUACAUGAAGCUGUUAAUUUAGGACCAUCAGGUCUCAAAGUUAUAGAUGUUCUCUUAGAAAAUGGAGCUGAUCAGAAUCGUAAAAAUGACAGAGGAGAGACGCCUUUGGAUCUUGCGAAGAAAGCCGGUUAUGACAGCGUUAUUACGAAAUUUGCAGCCGCACUUGGUCAAUCUCAGCUUGCUAAAAUGACCAAACCAAGACAUUAGAGGAAUUCUAUGAUUUUAUUUUGUAAACCCUUGGAUUAGGGUUCAUCUGUUGCCCCGUUAUUUUAAAAUCGGUGAAAAUCUUGCUGUCCCAGUUUCUGUUUACUCCGCUUGUUGAAAAAAUAGAAACUGCAGAACUAAACGAGAAUAAAAUUAUAUUUAAGGGGUUCAGGAAAUCGACAAUUGUGAGAAAAUUGAAUAGAUCACAGCAUGAUUUUCAAGAUUAUAUGGCAAAUGAUGCAACCUACUUUUGUUUUAUGUUAUAUAAAUGUGAUUGUGGUAAUUUUGUAGAAUUGUUCUGUGUAUCUAUGUUAGAUGAUUAUUUAUUGUACAUAAUAUAUAUCCUCCUAUUUAUCAUUUAUUAAGAAGAUUUACACACCUGCAGGUUAUAUCUCCCAUAGCAACUAUUGAUGUUUAUACAUCUCAAGGUUAUAUCUCCCAUAGCAACUAAUGAUGUUUAUACACCUCAAGGUUGUAUCUCCCAUAGCAACUAAUGAUGUUUACAUACCUCCAGGACCUGAAGUCCAGAUUAUAUCUUCCAUAGCAACUACAGGUAUUUACACACCUCCAAGUUAUAUCUCCCAUAGCAACUAUUGAUGUUUACACACCUCCAGGUUAUAUCUCCCAUAGCAACUAUUGGUAUUUACACACACCCAGGUUAUAUCUCCCAUAGCAACUAUUGAUGUUUACACACCUUCAGGUUAUAUCUCCCAUAGCAACUAUUGAUGUUUACACACCUGCAGGUUAUAUCUCCCACAGCAACUAUUGAUGUUUUAAGUUGGUUAUUCCCUGUAUCAACCUUAUAUAAAGUCAUUAGGGGUUGAUAUUGAGGUAUUAUUAAACUCCAAUAACCACACCCCCAAGAACCCAGAGUGCACAUGGUUAAAUUGCUUAUGCACAUGUUUGUGUCAAUGUGUAAGUCAGAUAGCAAUCUAUUUCCACGCAUGUUAUUUAAAAUAAACCGACAGGCUCCAACCCUUGGGUUUUUAUUUCAAGUAACAACCUUAAAACGGAGCUACACCCUCAGAUUUUAAUUUCGAAUACGAACCUGGAAAGCGGUUGCUAUCUACUAUGUAUCAUAUCAUUCUCACCAAGAUAAUAAGUGUAGUUUAAUGGUCGAGUGCGAGGCAUUAAGUAAUAUAUUCAUAUUGCACGAGGGGUUAUAUAUUACACAAGACUUUAUUUAAACAACUUAAAAAACAGACACUAUCCAGCGUGUGCAUUUCAAUGAAAUAUGUCAAGCAGGUCCAAAAUUUCAACUUGUAUAAAUAAUGUACGCUUAGCACAUUGCCCGUACCAUUAUUUGAAAUAAUGGUGUGCCAACAUCAAAGGGUGACGUCACAUCUGUAUUUUAAGUGGAAUUAAUUCGUAGUAACAUCAUAUUCAAAACAACCUUGGAUUCCCCUAAAAUUUAAGGCUGAACUAAGGUGUUUUUUUUUCACAAGCCUCCAUUUAACUCGUAAAACGUUUGUACAGGCCGUAAAUUAAAAUUUGACACUUGUAUAUCUACCUACACCAUGGAUUGGCAAAUUUAUCUCCAGUUUUGAGAAUAUGCAUUGUAACUGUAUGUUCAAAUCAACAUUUUAUUUUUUUUAUUGACCAAAAAGACCUCCAUAGUGCUUAUUGAUGUCACCUUAAGUCUAGGGGGGUUGGAUAACUGAAUGGUUAGCGUAUGCAUGCUGUAUCAUAAAGUCUGUCAUUGAGUCAACUGGUGUGGUUUCGAAUCCUUGGUUGUACGUGGCAAGGAGUAGGGUCGUCUGUCCAAUCUCGUGGUUUUUCUCCGGGUCCUCCGGUUUCCUCCCACUGCUAAAGACCCCUACGCGCAAGCGAAUUAUUGAAAUAAAAUCGAACCAUGUGUUAGUCCCGAAAUGACUUAGUUUGUGUGUCUCUCUCUCUCUCUCUAAGUCUAGGUAGAUGAAAUUACAUCGAAGAUAAAUAUUUUACAAAAAAAUAAAAAACAUGAAUUUAUAAGAUACAUUUUAUCCACUGGAAUAUUCAUUGCAAAUGAAUGGGAGAGAUCAGGGAACAGGCAUAAUCCCUAUAUCGGACAACUAAACCUAAUAUAUUUAGUCCCCUUGAGUUAAUGGCUGAGCACUGAUACUGGUUUGUCAUCCAUCUUCAUUAGCCCAGUCAUUUUGUCCCAAGCAGGGGAAAGAAGAUUUGUUGAAACGUGCACUAUAUGUAUAUUUAUGUCCGUUGGUGUUUAGUAUAGUUAGCUUUUUAUUUAGGUACAAUGUAAUAAUAUGUUAAUAGAUUUUAAAAGAUAAACAAUGUAUAUUUAGCCUUUUGAGUUGAUAGAUUUUAAGAUUGUUAAAUAUUAUAUUAAAAUGUCUGCACUGUGAUAUUUAUAAAUUAGUUCUAUAUAAAAUGUAUUUUAUUCCAUGUAAAACUAUUUAUUUAUAUCUCUCUCAAUUAAUGGAAACCAAUCUCUGUAGAUAUUUAACAUCAUUAUCAAAGAAUUUAUAGAGGCUUAUAUGGUACCGGUAUAUAUUUGAACAUUUUAGAAUUAGUUAAAGAAUUUUUAAACUUCUUUUUAAGUUAUCAGGAAUUAAUCCUUUGAAUGACAUCUAAAAGUUUGGUUAACUAUUCAUAACAAAAACAACACAAGGUAUGUAUGGAUAUAACUACUUAUCUAUUAUUUAAUAACAACAUUUCGUAUGUAACACAUACAUAACAGGUCACAUUUUCAAGUUAAUGAUAAAUAUGCAUCUAGUCAGAAAUGUGACACUAUAAUUGAUCAAUGAAAUCAAUUUGAUGUAAGCCAAAAUAUGUAAAAAUAGGCUGACUAAAUGGACAUUUAUCAUUAACUUGAAAACAUGACCUGUAUGUGUUACGAAACGUCGUUAUUAAAUAAUAGAAGUAGUUGUAUUCAUAUAUACCCUGUGUUGUGUUUUGUUAUGAGGAAUUAAUCUGUCUACCAUCCUGGGUAUGUACCUAGGGGUUAGGGGAGUAGAAUGGAACGAUACCACUGGGAAUACCAAGGAUGUCUGUCCACAUGUUAUUCAUGUACUCCAAAAUGCAGAAGUGAUUUGAUAUUAUUAAAUAGAUGAAUGAUCUUUUUAGUUUAAGGAAUAUUUCUACUUAAAUGAUGACAAUCUGAUUAAAAUACAGGUCUGUAUUUCGUUUCCUUUUUUUAUACUUUUGAUGGCCCACACCUAGUAAAAUGAAAUUUUGAACUAUAAAAAACAAAACGAAAUAGGAUCUGUAUUUUAAUCAGAUUGAAAUGAUGAUUAUUAUAUCAACUUACGCAUUUGUUUUAUCAUUGCCAUAUUUUAAAAAUGUUGAAUUGAUUUAAGUCAAGUAUUAGGCACUUUAUGUCAUAGCCAUUGUACAAUUUAUGUCAAAUCAUUGUACAAUUUAUGUCAUAGUCAUUGUACAAUUUAUGUCAAUCAUUGUACAAUUUAUGUCCUAAUAAUUGUACAAUUUAUGUCCUAAUAAUUGUACAAUUUUAUGUCAAUCAUUGUACAAUUUUAUGUCAAUCAUUGUACAAUUUUAUGUCAAUCAUUGUACAAUUUAUGUCAAUCAUUGUACAAUUUAUGUCAAUCAUUGUACAAUUUUAUGUCAAUCAUUGUACAAUUUAUGUCAAUCAUUGUACAAUUUUAUGUCAAUAAUUGUACAAUUUAUGUCAAUCAUUGUACGAUUUUAUGUCAAUCAUUGUACAAUUUUAUGUCAAUCAUUGUACAAUUUAAGUCAAUCAUUGUACAAUUUGUUGUAAUUUCAAGUCAAAAAGAAUAGAACACAAAAACAAGUCAUCUGUGUGUCGUGAUUUAACUCGUUACCAGGUUGGGCUGAGUACGUUGUUUGGCUCUGUAACCAGGAACCAAAUCAAACGGCCACUACACCACUACACCGGGAUAUAAAUUUUGUGUACUUGUAUCUUGUGAUGUUGUUUUUCUUGGCAUAAUAUUGCUGCAUUCCAAUUCGUGGAUGUUUGUUCUGUUUCAGAGUGGAUCUUAUUUGGCGUCUGAAGCCAUGGAAUGUCAAAUUAACAUAUGUAUGUAAGAUAAGAUUUUAUUGUAUCUAAACAAAAAUUUACUCUUUUACUUUUGAUUUUUUUUAAGAUGGCAUUUUGAACCCGAUAACCCUCAUUAUUCGAAUCAGCAUACAUAAAGAAGACAAUGACUAAUAAAAAUACUAUAUUUACAUCUAUAUGUAAACCCUCUGGUUUCGCUUCCGUUGUUGUAUGUGAAAAGGACUAGGGUCACCUGUCCAAUCUCGUGGGUUUUCUCUGGGUCCUCCGGUUUCCUCCCAGUCCUUAAGACUCCUACGCGCAAGUGAAUUAUUGCAAUAAAAUUGAAUAUGUUAGUCCCGAAAUGACCUAGUUUAUGUCGAGUGGACGUUAAACAACAUUUCUCUCUAUCUAUUGUAAGGAAAGUGUAUUAAAUGAGGCUUGGACCCAGACCACUCUGAAACAGACAGCUUCUAUAUAUAUAUAUAUAUCUAUUCCAAGUCCCAAUAUAUUAUUGUAUACUGUAUGUGUAGUAAUUAGUUCACUCUAUGUAAUGUUAACCUUAUAUAUGUUUCUAUCUUACUUAUAAUAAGGCUUUGUUUGUAAUAUUCAAUUAAUGGCCAUAUUUUGUCAAUCUUAACACAAGCGUCAAAUUCACUUUGUUAUAUUUAAUUAUGGUAAUGACCAUAUUUGUUCAAUCUUUACACAAAGUCAAAUUCACUUUGUUAUGGUUUUUAUCUCUGAUUUCGGUAAUUUUUUCAUCCAAUUGUGCAAUAACAUGUCACAAAAGGCUUAGACUGCACAGAUUAGUCAAAUUGUCCCUGCCCAGAAAUUUGCAUAAAUCAAGCCUUGUUUGCAGAAGUUUUGUCAUUUCUGACCCAGUUAUGCAAUGACGUGAUGUCACAAAAGGCUUAGACUACAUGCUACACGGAUUAGUCAAAAUGUCCCUGCCCAGAAAUUUGCAUAAAUCGAGCAUUGUUUGCAGAAGUUUUAUCAUUUCAAUUACCGUCAUCAGAGCUAUAUGUGACAUGUCAAUGGCAUUGAGCUUGGAUUGAUUUUAUUGUAUAUAAAGACUGUUGAUCAAUUUACAUAGUACCAGCCAGUUAUUCUGAUAUAAAAAACACAACCCACUCACACUUAUGGAAAUGGUUCAUUUAACAGCAGCUGGGUUUGUACUGUGUAAAGGGAAUGGCAGUCUAAAAUUAAACUAUUACGACUCUCCAUAAAAAGAUUUGCCUUAUUCCAUUAUAAAAUCUGUUAUUAAUAAAAUAUUCUCUAGAAA